AAGAAGAGGAAGGAGAGAGACAGAGCAGCAAGCAAAGCACCGCGAGGCAAGGAAGGUACCCACCGGAGCUCACAAUCCCCUUUCCACACGGUUCACAAUAGGCUGUCGCUGCUCCCCCCCACCCUCCCCACCAUCUUCUACUCCCUUCCCUUCCCCUCCCCUCCCCUCCCCUCCCCUCCGAAGAGAAUCUUCUCCGGCGGGAAGUCAUCGAAAUCGUUCAGGGGAUUGCUCCACUUCCUUUGCGCCACUCAAUCGGAUACCUAGACAUCGGAGUCGAGCCGCGGCAAGCAGACACCUACCCCCAAUGGAUUUGGCCGAGCUUUGGGCGAUCUUCGGUCCCGGCAUCGCUGGGUCUGUUUUCGGCGCCGGAUGGUGGUUCUGGAUCGACGCUGUCGUCUGCAGCUCCGUCAAAGUCUCCUUCGUUCACUACCUUCCUGGGAUAUUUGCGUCUUUAGCUGCUCUGAUGUUCAAUUGCGUUAGGAAAGAGGAUAUCGACUAUUCUCCCUACGAUGAAGGCGAGUGGAGGUUGAAGCUUUGGCUUUUCUUUGCUUAUGUUGUGUCCUUUGUCUCUCUAGCUGCAUCGGUCGGCCUUCUCAUUCAGGAUUCCCUUGUGACAACUGGUCCUUCAGUUUGGACAGGAGUUGCGGGAGUCUUGCAAUGCGUGUUUGUGUUGAUCAGUGGACUUAUAUAUUGGACUUCACACUCUGAGUAACGAUUCCCCAUGCAAAUACACGGGUAAUACUUGUUGUACUUCCAGUGCAAGUGAUAGAAAGGAUGCUCUGGUAGAGCGAUCAUGUGCAGUUUUAUCUAUUUGUUGUUACCUUUGUUUAGAUGGCUCUUUCUCGGAAGAAGGGUGCACAGACAUUUUGUGAAUGUGAUUUAUCUUGUCAUGCGAUAAGGUCGGAAAAGAAAUGAGCUUCUAACUAAAGCUAAUACCCUUGGUUCUUCUUGGAAUUCUGUUUCCUUUCCUAGCCCCCUUAUGCUCGUAAUUAUUCUAGUUCUGCGGCUUGUUUCGUGUGGGAAUUGUUUUUAAAAAUUGUUAUUUUCCUUGGUACAAGAUAUGAGUAAUCUCCUGUAAAUUGCAUGCUCUUCGAAAUGUAUGGGAGGCAUUGGAUGUUAGUGCCGGCAGGUUGUGCA
Punica granatum (pomegranate) is the source of this 1137-nucleotide messenger RNA. The record is from RefSeq and is a predicted model, not a curated record. NCBI's taxonomy places the organism in Eukaryota, Viridiplantae, Streptophyta, Magnoliopsida, Myrtales, Lythraceae.